AUGCGAUAUUUGCUUCUUCCAACGGUUACGCUGCUGCUACUACUGCUCUCUGUGGUAGGUGGUGGGCGGGCGGAACCGACAGUGACGGAAAAGGUGUACUUCGAUGUCACUAUCGGUGACAAGCCGGUGGGUCGCAUUGUGAUUGGCCUGUUCGGCAAUGAUGUGCCCAAAACAGUUCGGAAUUUCAAGCAGCUUGCAACUGGCGAGAACGGCUUUGGCUACAAGGGCUCCAUCUUCCACCGUGUCAUCCGUAAAUUCAUGAUCCAAGGCGGUGACUUCACGAAUUUUGACGGGACGGGGGGGAAGUCUAUUUAUGGUCCGCGCUUUGAUGACGAGAACAUGAACAUCAAGCACUUCGUGGGCGCCGUCUCCAUGGCGAACGCCGGACCCAACUCGAACGGCUCACAGUUCUUUGUGACCACGGCCCCCACACCCUGGCUUGACGGCCGGCACGUUGUCUUUGGAAAAGUUGUCGAUGGCAUGGACGUUGUGAAGAAGGUGGAAGACACCGAGACAGGCCGCAACGACAGGCCGAAGAAAACUGUGAAGAUUGCUGACUGUGGCGUGCUGUAA
Molecule: messenger RNA, 573 nt
Organism: Trypanosoma rangeli
Lineage: Eukaryota; Euglenozoa; Kinetoplastea; Trypanosomatida; Trypanosomatidae
Product: cyclophilin
Exons: 1
Coding region: 1-573 (190 amino acids)
Biological process (GO): protein peptidyl-prolyl isomerization; protein folding
Cellular component (GO): intracellular membrane-bounded organelle
Molecular function (GO): peptidyl-prolyl cis-trans isomerase activity
Source: RefSeq, a predicted model, not a curated record